This is a messenger RNA of Darwinula stevensoni, 1782 nucleotides long. The record is from the annotation of a GenBank genome assembly. Lineage: Eukaryota; Metazoa; Arthropoda; Ostracoda; Podocopida; Darwinulidae.
CCGGGAGCGCCAUGAUGACGUCAUCGAGACGGGGCCCUCCCAGCCAAUCAGAUUGUGCGGACGUCAAGACAUCAUGCCGUCGGUCAUGGACCAGGAGGUUAAAUCCAGCUGGGCAGAUGAAGUGGAAGAAGGAGAUGGAGGUAUCCUUCCACCUCCAAGUGAAACAGUUGAGAAUGGGAUCAAGACCGUGGUGGAAUACAGCAUUAACGAAGAUGGGAAGAGAGUGAAGAUCGUACGGCAAUACAAGAUCGAGAAUCGCCGGGUGCUGAAGUCUGUGGCUCGAAGAAAGAACCUGCAGAAGUUCGGCCAGGCUCGAGGAGACAAGCCGGGGCCAAACCCGGCGAACACAAUCAACGCCGAGGAGGUCUUCAUGCAGUUCAUCACUGCAAAGGACCUCGAGGAGAACCAAGACGACGAUCCCCUGGCGAAGCUGAAGAACAAGAAGGGCCUGGUGAAGUGUCGAUAUUGCGAUCAGGAUCACUGGACCACCCAGUGCCCCUACAAGGAUUCCCUUGCACCCAUCAAGUCUGCCCUUGAAGAGCAGAAGCCUGCCCCUGCUCUGGAAGGGGGGGACAAGGGACAGGCCAAGCCAGGAAAAUACAUCAGCCCGGCCCUCAGAGGAGAGAGGAAGCCCGGAGAGUCCAUGUCGAGAAAAGACGACCUGCCCACCAUCAGGGUCACGAAUCUGUCGGAGAGCACGAGGGAGACCGACCUGCAGGAGUUGUUCAGACCCUUUGGUCAAGUGCAGAGAAUCUACCUGGCCAAGGACAAGAACACCGGCGCCGCCAAGGGGUUCGGGUUUGUUACCUUCCAGAGGAAAGAAGAUGCUGCUCUUGCCAUCCAGUCUCUUGAUGGUUUUGGUUACGAUCAUCUCAUUCUCAGCUUGGAAUGGGCCAAAACAGCAGCCACAGAGAGAACGGAUGGAGAUUCCCGAGACAGUUACGAUCGGUUCGGGGAAAGAGUGAAGACGUACGAGCCUGCGCUUUGGAAGGGCAAACCCAUUUCCCCGUUCUCGGCCGCACUGCACGGCUGGCGGCUGGUCGACAAGGAUCUCCUGGGCUGCGUGACGUGCGACAGAGUCGUCUCCGCCCAUCUCCCCUGCCCCUCCAGGGUCCAACUUCAUCAGAGUUGCAGCAGAUGGCUGAAGGAGAAGCUGAGAGACAAAGGUCAUGAGAAAGAGUGCCCAUGGAGAGGGUCUCCAUGCCCCCAAGACUUCCUGAAUGUCCCAAUCCUUUCCAAAAAUGACAGGGAACUCGUCUCCGCCUUGUCAUCUCGGUGCUCACACUUGGCAGCUCUGCCCACCUUGGAGCACCUCACUGUCCUUGGUGCAGGUGAAGGACUGUCAGAGGUCAUGGAAGCAGUUGAAGCACUGGACACGAGUGAGAAAAAAGCAGCCACAUUGGCUUUGUUCGGAUGGGAGGCAAGAGAGAGCACUGUGACAUGCGACCUCUGCUCUCGGGUUGUGGACCCCAUGUUGCUUCCUGGUUCGGGAGACUCCCAUGACUUCCAUGCCAUGAAUCAGCAUCAGUAUUGGUGCCCUUGGAUUCGAGGGCCUUCCCCCUUGGACCAGGAAGCUGUCGAGGAGGAACACUGCGGGUGGAAGGAAGCGGUGAGUCGUGUCCUCGCCUGGAAGAAUGGAAGGAAACGCAAGAGACCCUCUGUUUCUGCCUCGUGGCAGGAAACCCGAGAGGACCUGAAGCGCUUGCAUCAUUCUCUCUCUCCAUGCUGAUAAGAACACAACAGCUGACUUUCAAAAACUAUUUAUUUUCCAAGUUCAGCAGG